GGACAGGAGUAGAAGGUGAGUGGUCCUUUGUUCCCCUUAGCUACACGCAAGCUCAUCUGCACACUCCGAGAGUCCAUCUGAUCCUUUCCCUGCCUGCUUCUCGCAGGCAUAGUUUCCCAAAGGAUCCUGACCUCUGUCCUGCCGGGCCUCCGCUCGGGCAUUCUCUGCUGGGAACACUCCCCUGAGUCUGUCCCUGUUCUCCCACCCCAACAGGUUCUGGACAAAGACAAAAGACCAACAACAAUAAACCCUCCUAUUUACAAAGAAAGAUGCCUGCGGCUACACCCACUCUAGGGACUGACUCUGAAAACGCCAAGUUCCAGCUUGCUGUAUGAGGACAUGUUCGACCUGGCUGUGUGUCGCAGCAUCAGUAGACGACGCUGUCACUUCCUGCUAGAAGACACUGCAGCCCAGGGAAGUACAGUUGGUGCUAGAAGCCGCAGAGCUGGAGGUGGCAGGGUUCUCACAAGGCUGGACCCUCCCUUGCUCCAGUUCUGGGCACUUCAUUUUCCCAGCCCUCUUGACCACCUGUGUGGUACAGAGUUUCUCCAUUUCUUCUCUAUUUUCCUUGCAGGUGCAUGUGUGUAUGGCGGGGGAUCUGUGUGCACACAUGUGCAGGUUUGAUCACCCACGCAUGCGUGUGUGAACACAAGAGGCCAGUGUCAGGUAUCUCCCUCCAUUGCUUCCCACAUUAAUUAAUUAAUUAAUUAAUUAAUUAAUUAAUUAAUUAAUUAACUUAUUUAUUUUUUGACACAGAAUCUCUCGCUGAGCCUGGAGUUCACCAUCUCAGCCCAUCUCUGCUCUCCAGCACUGGGGUUACAGACACACACUGCUGGGACACACACUGCUGGGGUUACAGACACACACUGCUGGGGUUACAGAUGCACACUGUAGGGGUUACAGAUGCACACUGCUGGGGUUACAGAUGCACACUGCUGGGGUUACAGACGCACACUGCUGGGUUACAGAAACACUACAGGGGUUACAGAUGCACACUGCAGGGGUUACAGACGCACACUGCUGGGGUUACAGACGCACACUGCUGGGGUUACAGAAACACUGCAGGGGUUACAGAUGCACACUGCAGGGGUUACAGAUGCACACUGCAGGGGUUACAGAUGCACACUGCUGGGGUUACAGACGCACACUGCUGGGGAUACAGAUGCACACUGCAGGGGUUACAGACGCACACUGCUGGGGUUACAGACACACUGCUGGGGUUACAGACACACUGCUGGGUUUACAGACACACUGCUGGGGUUACAGACACACUGUUGGGGUUACAGAUGCACACUGCUGGGGUUACAGACGCACACUGCUGGGCUUACAGACACACUCUCCUGGGGUUACAGACGCACACUGCUGGGGUUACAGACGCACACUGCUGGGGUUACAGACGCACACUGCUGGGGUUACAGACACACUGCAGGGGUUACAGACACACUGCAGGGGUUACAGAUGCACACUACUGGGUUUACAGACGCACACUGCUGGGGUUACAGACACACUGCUGGGGUUACAGACGCACACUGCUGGGGUUACAGACGCACACUGCUGGGGUUACAGACACACUGCUGGGGUUACAGACGCACUGCUGGGGUUACAGACGCACUGCUGGGGUUACAGACACACUGUUGGGGUUACAGAUGCACACUGCUGGGGUUACAGAUGCACACUGCUGGGCUUACAGACACACUCUCCUGGGGUUACAGACGCACACUGCUGGGGUUACAGACGCACACUGCUGGGGUUACAGACACACUGCAGGGGUUACAGACACACUGCAGGGGUUACAGAUGCACACUGCAGGGGUUACAGAUGCACACUGCAGGGGUUACAGACGCACACUGCAGGGGUUACAGACACACUCUGCUGGGGUUACAGACGCACACUGCUGGGGUUACAGACACACUGCAGGGGUUACAGACGCACACUGCAGGGGUUACAGAUGCACACUGCUGGGGUUACAGACGCACACUGCUGGGGUUACAGACGCACACUGCUGGGUUUACAGACGCACACUGCUGGGGUUACAGACACACUGCUGGGGUUACAGACGCACACUGCAGGGGUUACAGACACACUGCAGCGGUUACAGAUGCACUCUGCUGGGGUUACAGACACACACUGCUGGGGUUACAGACACACACUGCUGGGGUUACAGACCCACAUUGCUGUGCCUGGCUUUUACAAUUCUGGGAUUGCAAGCAUAGGUGCUCACGCUUAUCCUUCAAGCCGUCUCACGACCCUCUUUCUCUUUUUGAGACAGGGUCUUACAUAGACCAGGAUAACCUUGAAUUCCCGCCCCUCCUGCCCCUCGUCCUCUAGUGCUAGGGUUACAGGGAUAAGCUACCACAUCUGGCUUAUGGCACAGCUGGAGAGCAACCCAGGGCUCUGUACGUGUGCUAGGCAAGCACUGCACCAACUGAGCUACAAUUCCAGCGAGUCUCCUCAUUUUCAGAGUGGGGGCGUGAGGGAGGGCGACCCAGUCACUGACGCUUACAGAGGACCUAGAAGUUCCCCAGGGGUUGUUCGGCAUCUGCACCCACAUCCCGAGGAAUUGACUCCUGCCUCUGUCAAGGUAAGCUCUAUCCCAUGGGAAGACUUUGUUAGAAGCAAGCUUGGGAAUGUGUCUGGGCUUGGGCCCCUGAGGCAGGGCUCACCUGCUGCCAGCCUCAAUUGUCCCCAGUCUUCUCCAGGACACCUUCCUACACAGCACGUGUCCCAUGGCAGCCUCUCUGCCCUGGCAGGGACUCCACUGCCGAGCUCCAUACUGACACUCAAGCCUCUAGACUGGCCCUCGGCCAGGUGUGAGGCUCACACAUCUGGCUGGGCUGUUCCUAGGGCUCCAGCCAUCCAGGCCUGCAGGUUCUUUGUCGUGUGGAGAUUCCAGAAUGAGUGCUUAUGCUUGGGCAUGCCUCCAGUCCCCACCACAAGAGCCCCUUAAGGCAGAGACUCCGUGAGCGGGACUGACCUUUGUCACUGCUCUGUCCGGUCCCUGGUCUGCUCGGGGACCCAAGUUCUGGGCCUACCUGGCCUCACCACUACUUACCUUUUGAAUACUAUUAGUAUGUUUUGUUUUUUUUUUGUUGAGACGAGGUCUUGCUCUGUAGUUCAGUAUACAGCCCAGGAUGCCUCGGCCUCCCUCAUGCUAGAGUCACAGCCCGGCAUGCCCAGCUGACUGUUCACUUUUCUGGCCAUGGUAAGCUCACUUCAGGUGCUGCGCCCUCUGACCUUGGAAUUGAGGAAUCAGCCGUGUUCCUUCAUAACUGACCAGGAGGCACACCCAGCAGUGGACUCCCAUGCUAAGCUCUAGUGAGGCAUGAGUGACCGACAUCUCCUCGGGACACAGAAGGCAGGGUUGCUCCCUCUCUCCAAGCUCUGGGUUGUAUAGAUGUGCCUUAGGCCCUACCUCAGAGCAGACCACUUAUACUGUGUGCUUCUGGGGCUUUUCAAAACUUAAAGCAGCCCUGGGUUUCCCAUGUCCACCCCUGUGCCGGCAGCUCUUGGAACACCUCGGUACCUCACAAGGACGUGUAACCUCCUGUCAGCCUUACACAGCUCCAGGACACAAGUGCUGUCAGCCACUGCACACAUGAGUCAAGUCAGAGAAGUGACGUGACUUGCCUAAGACCACACGGCCAGUGACAGACACAGCAAGGCCCAGAGCCUCUGCAGCCGCCUCAUGCAGAGCCUUAGGGCCCUGGCACCCCAUAUUUCUAUUUACACUGACCGGCCACUUCAGGCCACAGAGUUCUCCAGCUCUGCUCCGUUCAUCUGUGUGACUUUGGUGGCCUUGCUUCCACACUCCUUUUUGAAGUGGAAUAAUAACCCUUUGGUCCUGGUACCAUAUAAGCUUGGUGACGAGGAACAGGGAGGUGUACACACACACACACACACACACACACACACACACACACACACACACGCACGCACACAGUGGUCCUCACUGUCUCUUCUCAUUUCAUCUCACUGAGACUUCAUGAGAAGUUUUCUGACUCUAAGACAGCCAGACCGGCCUUUGGGCCUCACGGCCACUGUCCCCUGCCCACACUCACUGGCCUGCCAGCCCCAACCUGGGUCAUGGUCAGAGAAGUUUCCUGCGAGGCAGGGCUGGCGCUGGGCCUGCUGGCCGGGAGGCUGGGGUGGUAGAGGGAGCUGACGCAGCAGCAGCAGCAGCAGCAGCAGCAGCAGCAGCAGCGGCAGCAGCGGGACCUCUCCCAGCCUCCUCCCAGCCGCAAAGCACAGCGGGCUGUCAUUCAGCUGUCAGAUCCCAAAUCCUGACACCCAAGGAACCUGACCCAACACCGCUCACAAUCAUGCGGACUUCCUUGUUCAACAACUACAGCAUGGCAGAAGCAGAGAACCAUGCGGGAAUCAAGUUCGGAUCUCUGGGAACCUCACUGGCUCCAGCUCUGGGAGGGGGACUCGGAUGUGACAGAGGGGCUGUCACCCAAAGCACCCCACAUUGAGUCACCCCUAACCCUACCACCACCUCACCCAGCUCAGUCAGUGUUCUGUACCUGGCUCCAACCCCUCCAGCGCCUCUUCCCCAGGACUCCCACUGGGGAGGGGCUCUGACCAUCCCCCAUUUGCCCUCCACCCAACUCCCUGGUGUUUGUUUAAACGUGAUUCCCAGGCUCUCUCCUCAAAUCCCAGGAAAAGGCCAGACCCUACCCUAGACCCACUUAAGCAGGACUGGAGUGUGGUGAUGAACAACUCCCCGUGGGCACUGGGAAGGGGUCCACACAGCCUGCGGCUCUGCCUUUACCCUGGCUAGCUCCAUCUCCUUCAACACUGGGGAUUCCCACACUCACCAAGCUGCCAGCUGACUCCCUCUCUCCAACCUGUUCUCUCUGGAGUUCCUGAGCAAUGGGAUACUGGACCUCCGUCACCCAAGCCAGGCUUAACCUCGUUCCCCACUCGUUCCCCACUCGUUCCCCACUCGUUCCCCACUCCCACGCCCUUCUUCUGCACCCUAGCCACCCUUCUCCCUCGCCUCAGGGCCUUGACCUAAGCCGGUUCCCUCCCCUAGCAAACAAUGCCUUUUCUUUUCCUUUAAGACCAAUUUCUACACACACGUCACCUCCUCUAGGAAGCCCUCCUGGGUCCUCAGGUUAGGUCUUGUGUGUCUUUUCUGUGUUCUUUGGUUUUCCUUAUCCAAAUCACAGACAGUCUGCAAUAAUACAUUUGGACAAUGACUAGAUUGACGCCCCUCUCUGCCUGGAGACUGCUGGCUCCCUGAGGUAAGGGACCAAGGCACUGAACACAUGUGACACAUGGUUGGUUAACAGACCAGUCUCCAAUAGCUCUCCUCCGUUUUCCACCCAGCCUGUGCAAGUUUCCGGGCAUCCAUCUGGCAUGGAGGUCCCUGCAUCCCUGUAUCCAGUUCUGCCUCCUCAGCCCCACUCUCCAAACAAUUCAGCCCUCCAGCUCCACACUCCACACCCUGUGCUAAGGAAUUUUUUUAAAGAUUUACUUAUUUUUAAUUUAUGUGUAUGAGUGUUCUGCCUGCAUGUGUGCCUUCCUGGUACUGCAGAACCAGGAGAGGGUGUUGGAUCCUGGCACCCAAACCAGAGACCUCUGUAAAAGCAAGUGCUCUUAAAUGCUGAGACAUCUCUCCAACCCAGGAGCUGUUGUUUUUUAACACCCUCCCUCAAGGUCUCACGUAGUCCAGGGCGGCAUUAAACUGGCUAUGUAGUGGAGACUGACCUUGAACUUCUGAUCCUUCCCUAAGCACCUCCCCACUCUGGGAUUACAGGCAUGCACUACCAUGCCUGGUUUGUAUCCUGCCCAGGGUUGAAACCAGGGUCUUGUGCAUGCCACGCAAGUACUCCGCCGGCUUAGUUCCUCCCUAGCACCCUCUAAUUUUUGCUACCAGUACUGAAGAUUGAAGUUGAAACCUCACGAAUGCCAAGCAAGGGACAGGUGGGCUUUCUUCCUUUCUUCCUGGGGAUGUUGUUUGUUUGAGCCUGGGUCUUCCCAUGUAGCUCAGGCUACCCUCAAACUCAUGAUCCUGCUGGGGAUGUAGCUUAGUACAAGAGGGCUUGCCUAGCCUGUGUGAGGUCAUGGGUCCAUUCCCCAGAACUUCUGUUUUUGUUUUUGUUUUUAAGUGCUGGGCUGGAGAGAUGGCUCAGAGGUUAAGAGCACUGAUUGUUCUUCCAGAGGUCCUGAGUUCAAUUCCCAGUCACGACAUGGUGGCUCACAACCAUCUGUAAUGAGAUCUGAUGCCCUCUUCUGAGCAGGCAUACAUGUAGGCACAACACUAUAUGCAUAAUAAAUAACAAAUCUUUUUUUAAAAUGUGCUUAUAACUUUUGCCUGUGCAAGAUGGCAUACAUCUAUAAUCUCAACACUUGGGAGGUAGAGGUAGGAGGCUCAGCAGUUCAAGGUCAUCCUCAACUAUAUAGUGAGUUCAAGGCCAGCCUAGGCCAUAAGAAGCCCUGCCUCAGAAUAAAUAAAUAAAUAAAUAAAAUCAAACAACAAGCUUGGCAUAAAUGAAUUAUUCUCAGCUACUCUUGAAAGGGCAGGCCAUGGGGCUAGGAUCCCAGGGCAGUAGGCACAGCACAGACGGAUCAGAGCCAAUAGGGAAUGGACAAUCUGUGGAGUCCGCUCUGUCCCCUGGGCCCCCCUGGAUCAGAAUAACCAUUCAUUUAGGAGGGAGUGUGACAGGCUCUUUUCUGGUCCCUGGACUGGGAGCCCAGGACCUCCUAGGAAUUCAGCACAUUCACCCCUCCCCCAAGAGAUCUCAAACUCUACCUUAGGUUGGAGCCAGGAACCAGCUGCAUGCAUCUGCCUUUUCCCUUCCCAAGGAACUGCCUUGCCCGUACUUCCUCCCCACAGCUUGCUCCUCCUCCUCAUCAUCAGGUGGGCAUGUUGGGGGAAGACAGAGAGAAGGAGUAUGCCCAUGUCCAGGGUGGGCAGCCAGGUCUCACAGAUGGCCUGAGGGCUGCCUGCCUGGUCACUGCAGACCCUUAGGCCACCUUUGGCUACCAGAGUACCUCCUCCCAUUCGGCCCUCUCAAACUACCUGAUUUCUUCUUAGCGGCUGGGAGGCAGUACAUAGUGUGGGAGUCUUAGCAAGGUACAGCUCAACCAUCCAUCCAUCCAUCUAUCCAUCCAUCCAUCCAUCCAUCCCUCACCGGUGCCAGCAAGACGGAAUUCAGAAGAAUGGAUCCACCCCUGCUGGCUUCUGGGCAAAGCAGAGGUAGUAACCUCUGCAUGGGUGAAAGCGCUCAGGCCUUGAACACAGUCUGGAGCUCAAGAGACACAGGAGGACACGGGUGCAGGGAAACAGAGACUCUGGAGCCCUCUGCCCCAUGACAGGUGGGACUUAGCACCAAAGGCACAGCGUGCUGUGUUGCUUCAUUAACGGUGGCUAAUGGGAUCCAAGCCUGUUGCCAGGGCACUGGGCGCCAGUGGGGCAGAUAACUAAAUGGAAGUCGGGAAGGGAACAGCAGCCCAGGCUGAGGCAGCGUAUCACUGGAGCUCUUUCAGGACGGCGUCUACCAAGGUGAGGCAGAGGGCACCGCGUACCCAGGACCCAGUAGUGCAGGUAUGGUUCUGUGGUUCCUGAGUGCCAAGCUGGGGCGUUGAUUUAAUCCCACUCUUCCCUGACCCCCUGAGACAGGGUUUCUCUGUGUAACAGUUCUGGCUGUCCUGGAACUUGCUUUCUAGACCAGGCUGGCCUGGAACUCUCAGAGAGCUGCUUGCCUCUGCUUCUAAUCUCUGCUAGGACUACAGGCGUGCACCACUGCCCAGCUUAACCCCCCUCUUAGAGCGCUGCAGAUGUUUGGAGCAGGUCACAGAACGGUUUUGUUCUUUACAUUUGCUAUUCUUUAUUUGUUAUAUCUGGGGGUGGGUGGGCACAUGUCCAUGUGUGGAGGUCAGAGGCAACUUUUGGGAAUCCAUUCUCUCCUCUCACCUGGGGACUGAACUUGGGUCUUCAGGCUUGGCGGCAAGAGACUUUACCUUCUGAGCCAUCUUGGCAGUCCCGAGAAGAGUUUUUGUAAGCAUGAAGGCCUGUCCUCUUUCCAUACUGCAUCCAUAUUCCACCCCAAACAUCUCCCUACCACCACCAAAGAGCUGCCCACAUCCUCUUUGGAGGGGAAGGCCAGAGACAGGAGUCAGGAAAGGAAAUGACCAACACUCACUCCAGGCCAGACCACUGGGCACCCUGGCUCUGAGAGCACCCUUCUGUCAACCCAGGGAACCCCUGGCUCUCCAGCAUCCACCAGGCCUGUUGACAGCUUCCCCAUCUCUGAGGGAAUCCCGGCAUCCUGCUCACCUGCCUCCAGACGCCAUCCCCUCCACUGGGCUCCUGAGUCCUACCAAGACCCUGUUUGCGGUCCUGCAACUACUGUUGGACCAGUUAUGAUAAAGGUUAGACGUAGGACGGACUGACGAAAGAGUGUGGGAGUGGCAGAAUGCUGGAAUGCGGGAAGAUGAAUGGAGAAGCCAAUGAUGCUAGAUCACCAGCUCAGUGGCAGACGCACACGUGACUGGCUGCACUCAGAGGAUGAGCAGCUGCCCUGAGUUUUAUGUCAUCUCCUGGUUGAUGUGUUCCAUAAACACUUACUGAGCACCUACCAGAUGCCAAGCGUCAUGAUAGGAGUUUAAAGAUACAGUCUUGGGCUGGGGAGACGGCUGGGCAGGUGAAAGUACCUGCCCACUCAAGCCUGAUGACUUAAGUUCCGUCGCCAGGACCCACAUAAAAUGCCAGGCGGGGUAGCAUGUACCCGAAGUCCCAGCACUCCUAUGGUGAGAUGGGGGACGGCGCAGAAAUGAGACGUUACCCGAAGCUCAAAGGCCCACUAGCCUGGAGUGCACAGCGCAGUAUAAAGAACAAGAGAGAGCCUGCCUCAAAAAGGUGGAAGGAGAGAGCUAACUCCAAAUCCUUGUCCACCGCCCUCCACAUGCAUGCUGUGUCAGGGGCACACUCCACCCCACCCCCAACACAAGAUGAAAGAAAAGGAGGAAGGAAAAGGGAUGUGUAUGUCCUGUUGGGUGCCACAGCAUUGUCUUGUUAGGAAGACAGGACCUGAAAGAAAUGGCAAAAGACAAAGGCA
Molecule: messenger RNA, 9065 nt
Organism: Peromyscus californicus insignis
Lineage: Eukaryota; Metazoa; Chordata; Mammalia; Rodentia; Cricetidae
Exons: 2
Coding region: 926-2281 (451 amino acids)
Source: RefSeq, a predicted model, not a curated record